UGACAUGGUGUUGGUGGUCCAGGUGAGAUCCUCUUUGAUGUGUUUCUAUCAGCUAUUUUCUCAAACUUCCAGUGACAUCAAAGCGUCUUGCAUCCAGACUCAAGUUAAUAACCAAACUAAAACCUACCACCUGCAAAAUAGGCAAGCACACAAUUUACGAGUAUCUUCCGUGGAAAAUAAAUGAAUGGCAGAGCAGAUGACAUUAAAUAACAUUAAAUUAACAUCCAGGGAAGACAAUUAGUUCACAUUUUAUUUUUGGGGGCUGAAGAUUGAUGGACAACGGAUAGUGUUGUGCUGAUUUUCACAAAGUCAACACUGAUUACAAAGCAGUUUUCUGUGCUAUUAUAAGCAUGCAAACAUUUAGUGCAAAGCAGCAGAUGUUUUGUUGCUUUGACUUCAUAUACUGUAUGAUUUGAGAAUUAUGUUGCAUUAUGUGUUCUCAUGGUCUCUUGAGAUUGUACAGGAAUCUGUGCUGUUGAUCUUGGAGUGACAUGUAAGAAUGCUACAUACAAACCCUCUACAUGCAAAGAGAAAAGAAGUGGAUACAUUCUGCGUUUAAAAGAUCAGGGGAAGUGUGUGACCUGCAAUGUACCAUCUACACCUUGUAGUCGAGGGAACAAAACUGCCUGUAUCAAACAACCUGAGAUGAAACUCCCUACACUUAAAAUUGAAAAAGACAGCAAUGGAUUUAUUGAUCCCACAAAAGCAUCAGAAGCCUUGGACAAAACUGAAUCCCUGGUCAUGGAGAUGAAAAAAGACAGUAAACACAGUGCUUCGAUUGUCACGGGGGAUGUUACUGGUGUUAUCCAAAGACAAGCCGAGAACACAGACACUGAAGACUUUUGCUGCUCUUCAGAACAGGAUGUGAUGAAUAUUCUUGACUGUCAAAGUGCCCUUGACACAGAUUCUCCCUGGUCUGUAAUGAUUCCCAGUGAAGCUUUUGAUAAAGCACAUCUGGAAAGCAACAAAAGUGCUUUCGUUGUAAUUUUGCAGUUCAAAAAUAUGAGAAAUACGAAUGAAACUAAUAUCUACACUGUUUUGAACAAUGAGACUUAUGGAAUAACGAUGGGGACCAAGAUCUCCAACCUUACAGACAAUAUUGAGAUGUCCAUUAAACAGAAAAAUAUGGUUGGUAAGGCAUCCUGCGUUUCUUGGGAUGGCAUAGGAGAAGUUAACUGGACGACGUCUGGCUGUGAGACAGAAAUUGAUAGCAACAACACCAUAAAGUGCUCCUGCUCACAUCUGACGUUCUUUGCCGUGCUGAUGUCUCCGCCAGAUGUAAACAGCACAGUGCCGGAUCUGGAAACAUUGACUUUUAUCACUUCUAUCGGCUGCGGCAUCUCCAUGUUUUUCCUGGCUGUUGCUUUAUUCAUGCAUUUCCUGCUACGGAAAGCCAAAUCAAAUCAGGCCACGAAGAUCUUGAUGAACAUGUUUGUGGCUUUGUCUCUACUGAAUGUCUCGUUUUUAUCAAACGAGAGCGUCGCUAACACAGGAGACAACGCUGCGUGCGUCUUCAUAGCGCUGCUCCUGCAUUACUCCAUGCUGGCCUCAUUCACCUGGUUCUUCAUUCAAGCUCUUCAUAUGUACUUAUGGCUCAUCAGACAGAACGUCUCCAUCACAAACUACAUGAGGAAGAUCACCGUGUUGGGCUGGGCGUUUCCCGCUCCAAUAGUCAUAGCUAUCGUUUCUGUAGGAGGAUAUAAAGCAGUGAUCCUAAACACAACGUCUGGAAAAAUCACAAGAAUGUGCUGGACUACAAAUGUUUACAUUCACUACAUAGUGAACAUCGGCUACUACGCUUUAGUUUUCAUCUUCACCACAGGAAUCCUCAUCACUAUCUUAACUAGGAUUGUUCAAGCCAGAAAAAUAAAAGCUGUUAACUGCAAGAGAAAGACGUUCAGAAAGCAGCUGAUGAUGGUGUUGAGUUUGUUCCUGCUCUUCGGUCUGACGUGGUCUGUGGCGUUCUUCAGUUAUGGACCGAUGCGCAUUCCUUCAUAUUACAUAUUCACUGUGCUCAACUCAUUACAGGGGUUUUUCCUCUUCCUGUAUUACUACCACAUUCACAAUGAUGCCGCGGGUAGUUUCUCUGAUGAUCCAAGAAGCUCCGGCUCCACCACAACAAUGGUUCAACCCAACAUAAAUGGUCUGGGAAAUGUUUAUAAGUAGCCUAAUUAAGACAGAAAACCACCUCUUAGUUUCUAAGACAGCUGAUAAGUUAACAGCAGACUGCCAGAAUACUAGUAGUCAUGCGUGUUUAAUAAUAUUCUGUAUGGUGAUGGGAAUAUAAUUUAUAAUGGGAACAUAAGUGCGAUCAUUAGCUUUUAAGACAUUUAAACAAAGUUAAUUUAACAUGUACAUGAGCAUUGUGACUGGAAGCUACAAGUCUCAUAUUGUUUUGUAUCUGUGACUUUAGAGUAACUGUACUUGUAGUUAUGAAAUAUAGAUUGUUUGACUUAUAAAUGCUUAAACUGUGUAAUGAACAUUAUUUUAUUCAAUAUUAGAUGUUGAUGUACUAGGAGUAAAGAUGUCAAAUAAAAGGUUUUGGUUCAAAUAAUUCU
Molecule: messenger RNA, 2558 nt
Organism: Cyprinus carpio (common carp)
Lineage: Eukaryota; Metazoa; Chordata; Actinopteri; Cypriniformes; Cyprinidae
Product: adhesion G-protein coupled receptor G2
Exons: 12
Coding region: 646-2166 (506 amino acids)
Biological process (GO): cell surface receptor signaling pathway; adenylate cyclase-activating G protein-coupled receptor signaling pathway
Cellular component (GO): membrane
Molecular function (GO): G protein-coupled receptor activity
Source: RefSeq, a predicted model, not a curated record